CUGGAAGUAACUCAGCAAAAUAUUUCUUUCUGUAACUAAUGAAAACGGCUACCUACUUGACCCUAAAAAAUUUGGAGAAACAGCUUCUAUGGCCCUGCUUUGGAGGUGAGACAGGGCUAAUUGAGGAGAAAUUGUGUUCAUCACACACUUAGUGUGGAAGGAAGCAUUUUCUCCGCUUGAACUUUUCUAUAUACAGUCAUUUUGCCUUAUCUCGGGGAUCACCUCUUCAGCCUCCAUGGCCUUUAAGGACCUCCUGGAUCAAGUUGGAGGCCUGGGGAGAUUCCAGAUCCUUCAGACAGCUUUCCUUUGUAUCUGCACCAUGAUAGCAUACCCUCAUGUUCUAUUGGAGAACUUCACUGCAGCUGUCCCUGGUCACCGCUGUUGGGUCCAAAUCCUCGACAAUGACACUGUCUCUUCUAAUGGCACUGGUAUCCUCAGCCAAGAUGCUUUCCUGAGAAUCUCUAUCCCACUGGAUUCAAACCUGAAGCCAGAGAAGUGUCAUCGCUACGUCCAUCCCCAGUGGCAGCUCCUUCACCUGAAUGGCACCUUCCCUAACAUGAGUGAACCAGACACAGAACCCUGUGUCGAUGGCUGGGUAUAUGACCGAAUCUCCUACUCCUCCACCAUUGUGUCUGAGUGGGACCUGGUAUGUGAAUUUCAGUCACUGAUCUCAGUGUCUAAAUUCUUAGUCAUAGCUGGAAUGCUGGUGGGAAACAUCAUAUAUGGCCAUUUAUCAGACAGGUUUGGGAGGAGGUUGAUACUCAGAUGGUGUUUGCUCCAGUUCGCCAUUGCUGACACCUGUGCAGCCUUUGCUCCCACCUUCCUCAUUUACUGCUCACUACGCUUCUUGGCUGGCUUUUCUGUCAUGACCAUCAUGUUAAAUAGCACCAUGCUCAUUGUAGAAUGGACAGUGCCCCGAUUCCAAGCCAUGGGAACAACACUUGCAUUCUGUUCUCAUAGUAUUGGACAGAUAAUAUCAGGAGGACUGGCUUAUGCCAUUCGAGACUGGCGCACCCUCCAGCUGGUGGUUUCUGUGCCGGUAUUUGUCGUCUUUCUGUCUUCAAGUUGGCUGAUGGAGUCUGCUCGGUGGCUGAUUAUCACCAACAAGCCUCAGGAGGGCUUAAGGGAACUCAGAAAAGCUGCACACAGAAAUGGAAAGAAGAAUAUCAAAGACACCCUAACCCUGGAGGUUUUGACACACACCAUGCAGGAGGAGCUGGAGACAGCACAGAACAAACCUUCUGUGUUUGACUUGUUCCGCACACCCAACCUGCGUAAAAGGAUCUGUUUACUGUCCUUCAUGAGAUUUGCAACCUUCAUUCCUUUAUUUGGCCUGAGUCUCAACCUCCAGCACUUGGGGAAAAAUAUUUUCCUGUUCCAGGUUCUCUUUGGUGCAGUCAAAAUUCCAAGCAAUUAUGUUGCCCUUUUGGCACUGAAUCACCUGGGCCGUAGAGUAAGCCAGAUGCUUUUCCUGUUCCUGCUGGGACUCUCCAUCCUAGCCAUCAUAUUUGUGCCCGAAGAUAUGCAGACUCUGCGUGUGGUUUUGGCCACUUUGGGAGUAGGAGUUUCCUCUGCCGCUAUCAUCAGUGCUGUUGCCCAUGCAAAUGAACUAAUCCCCACUGUCAUCAGAGCAACAGCUUUAGCUGUCACUGGAACUGUUGCUAAUAUUGGAGCAACCCUGGCUCCCCUCUUGAUGAUCCUAACCGUGUCUUCCCCCCACCUACCCUGGAUCAUCUAUGGAGUCUUCCCCAUCCUCGCUGGACUUGUUGUCCGACUCCUUCCUGAAACCAGGAAUCAGCCUCUGCCUGACUCCAUCCAGGACGUGGAAAAGAAGAGAAAAAGCUCAUUAAAAGCAAAGCAGGAAGAUAUUUGCAUGAAAGUGACACCACUUUAAGGAAUUCCAGGAAAUAAUUGCUGACUCAAGAGCAAAAUAAAGGGGAAAAAUGAGAUAAUUCUUCAUAAGGGAAAAUUUGUAAAAUACAUGCAUAAAAGUAUAUAAUGGAAAAAUGGAUUUUUCCAAUUGCAGUAGUAAAUUACUAAGUAUAAAAUACCUAUAACUAAUCCUAAGAAGAAAUGUGAAGAAAGCCAUAAUAUUUUAAAAGAACUUAGAACAUUUGUACAGUUGUAGAUAACUAGCAUGUUUCUCAAUGGGAAAGUUGAUUAAUACUAACAAUACCAAUUUUUCCCUCAAUUAAUUGGCAUAAUUAUUUAUAUAAUCAUAAGGACAAACUAUACACUUUUGGAAGAAUCUAAAAAAUAGAAAUUUCUCUGGGAAAUUAACGAUAAACAAGGUGAUUUCAAAACAGAGGAUUAUGCAGUGAGAUGAGGCUAGCUAGUGUAUGGGGCAGCAUAUGCUGGAAUUAUAGCUGCAAUUGUCAAAACAGUAAUAGCAGAUGCAUUUACAUAUCAAAGGAAGUCCAGAAACAGAACAUAGUAAAUGUAACACUUAACAUAUAAUUUUGGGAUCCUAAAUCACAAGGCAAAUUAAAGGAUUAUGCAACAAAUACAUUUAAAAACUACUUAAAAAUAAAUGAUUAAUAAUGUGACUUCAUGCACUAAAUCAAAAAAUAUUCUACUUUAAUAAAAAGCUAAAUAGAAUAAAAAACUAUAGGUUUCAUUAGAAAAUGUGGCUACGAUAUCUUGGCUUAAGAAAGUUUUGAGUAGUAAACCAAACUCCAGAAAUUUAAAGACAAGCAUAUUUCAAUACUACUCAUUUAAAUCCUCUGUUGGGCAAAACUCUAACAGCUUAUCAGAGAAAAAUAGAAAAAUAUUCACCAAAAUGCUAAAAACAAUUAACUUUUAGUGGUGGACUUUUUUUUUUUUAAAGACUUUAUUUUUUUCCUUUUUCUCCCCAAAGCCCCCCUGGUACAUAG
This is a messenger RNA of Equus quagga, 2873 nucleotides long. Its product is annotated as solute carrier family 22 member 9-like. The transcript is spliced from 10 exons. The record is from RefSeq and is a predicted model, not a curated record. Gene Ontology annotation, cellular component: membrane. Gene Ontology annotation, biological process: transmembrane transport. Lineage: Eukaryota; Metazoa; Chordata; Mammalia; Perissodactyla; Equidae. Gene Ontology annotation, molecular function: transmembrane transporter activity. The coding region runs from base 236 to 1894 and encodes 552 amino acids.